This is a messenger RNA of Lodderomyces theae, 2592 nucleotides long. RefSeq names its product Znc1p (gene ZNC1). The record is from RefSeq and is a predicted model, not a curated record. The transcript has a single exon. Gene Ontology annotation, molecular function: zinc ion binding; DNA-binding transcription factor activity, RNA polymerase II-specific. NCBI's taxonomy places the organism in Eukaryota, Fungi, Ascomycota, Pichiomycetes, Serinales, Debaryomycetaceae. Gene Ontology annotation, biological process: regulation of DNA-templated transcription. Bases 1 to 2592 code for a protein of 863 amino acids.
AUGUCAAGUCUCAAUAAUCCAAUCAAUCCUGAGUACACCCAGGACGGCGAAAAAAGGUUGCGUACGAAGGUGGCGUGUGACUAUUGCAGAAAACGGAAGUCCAAAUGUGAUGGCGAAGAACCUUGUUCCAAAUGUAUUAGUCGCAAGCGCGAGUGUGUUUACUCAUAUGUACCAAAGGAGAGAAAGAAACGUAUGAGCAGUGCUGAGGCUAGAAAGACAAUCAAGAGGGAGCCCAAGGUAUCUAAACAAGGUAAAACUAUAAAUGAAUUGAAUGCUAGGAUAAAUGUAUUGGAAAGUUUAGUCACAAGACUAGUGACAAAUUUGGACCCCACCGAUAAAAUGGGCAUACUUGCUCAGAUAUCGGGGAAUCAGGAACUGACUGCGGAAAAUGAUUCCGUUGGCAACAUGUCUGAUGAGGUAUCGGACGAUGAGGAUAUGCAUGAUGCAAGUACAGACAACUCUCCUUAUAGAGAGCAAAGCUUGGUCAGCGACGCAAAAUCCAUGAAGCAAAUGCUUGAACCGCAUUAUUCUGCUAAGGACAAGGAUUGCAUGGCAAAGAAAACCAUGAAACGUAUCUCCGAAUUUUGUGGCGCUCACUCUCUAAUGUACACACUUUCUGGUCGCUCAAUGAAAUGGGUAAAAGAACGUCUUCAAGGUUCGCGAGCCAGUUUGGUUAACCCACAGUUGUAUGCUCCUUUGAAAAGUGUUCCUUUAGUGUUGUCUGAUGCAGUUGAUCGAUCAACAAACAUAUUAAGUAAACAAAGACAGCCACAAAAUCCUCAAACUUAUUUCUCACCAUCACACAAGGCAUUGUACCUGGAAUUGUUGGAAGCCUAUUAUCGAAGAGUUUGCAUGGGGUCGUUUGUGUGUACAAGGCACGAAAUCCAAGACCUUUUUGACAAGUACUAUUAUGCAAUUUCUACAAAUAAUAGUUCCAUAUUAUCAACCAUUACCCGAAGUGAAUUUUUAAUAAUGAAUUCAGCAUUGGUGUUAUCGCUAUCCAAAUUCACAUCGCCGAAACGUAUCAUUGGUUCACACCAUCCGAAUUUGUCGGCAUUAACAAUCACAGAAGCUGAAGAGCUCCGUUCCAAACUCUUUGAUAAUGCAAUGUAUGAUUAUGACUACGUCUCCAAACACAAUGAAGGGUACAGAUCCCUUCAAGGGCUUGCUUUGUUAAGUUUGGUGAUUGAAGAGUCGUUUAUAUCGGAUUUCCAUGUGAAUUACAUUAUUGUGAGUAUUAUGGGAAGAUAUGCCAAAGAACUCGGCUUUCACAGAGUAGAAGUCUUGGAGGAAAAAGAUCGUGAAUCCGCUUUGGCUUAUAGGAAGAUGUGGUUAUUUUGUGAGUACAUGAGUGUUGAAAUUAGUUACAAGAGUGGGAAGCCAAUGUUGAUCAACAACGAAGAUGUCACCACGUUAAGUGAGGUAGAUCCUUGUAUUAUAUCUGUGCCAAGAAACUUGUUUGUCAAUCCUGAUUAUGAAAGAAAUGCACCUAGAUUGAUUGCAUCUUUGAAAAAGGAAGGUGCUGUGUUUUAUUUUGCACAUUUUGUGCUUAUGUUGACACGGAUCAAGGCAAAAAGUUAUUACAAGUUGUACUCAAAACUUCCAUCCAGUAUCAACACACAAGGAGCGCUCACUGUUGUCAAUGAGAUCAAUGACGAUAUGAAGACAUUGGCCCAACUAAUAGAGCCUGGAAUCAUAGAGCCUGUUGGAGACCAUCCAUUUACAUUGCCUCAGUUUGAUUGUGAUGAGGAGAUAUUGAAAUUCAAUGUACUUCUGUUCCACUUGUCAUAUCAUGCACACAUUCUAUCAGUGAAUAGAGUUCCUUUCCUUGAACAAUUUGAGAUUGAAGAUGAUAGGCUUUUACAUUACGGUAAUAAGUCUCUCCGAGCUGCCAGGUAUAUUUUGCAAUGUGUCUCCAACCCAAACUCGUUGUGGAAAAUUGAUGACGCCAGUUUCCCCUUUUUGAUAUUUUACCCCUUUGUGGCAUUCUUGAGUAUUUUGGGUAAUUGCUUAGUGUAUCCUACGGAACCUUCCUCGUAUUAUGAUUGUUUACUAUUGAUUGAUGCUUCGUUGAACUUUUUUGCCUAUAAAGGGACCCAGUCGAGCAACCUCGACAACAAAAGAAUGUUUUGUGAUAUGGUGAGUCGCUCAGUGUUGAGGAUAUUGAUCGAUACUAUGGAAAAAAAAGCCAAUGUACACUUUUACAGGAUGAGGCCUGGCUUAAAGGAACAUAUUGAAUCGUUGCAAACAAAGUACCCGGAAAUAUUCCAGCCCAAUUCCGACGAUAACACAAGAGAUCCUACGCCGAGUCACAGCCAACCUCCGCUUGCACCACCUUCUAGUUCAACUUCCUCCUCUUCGUCAUCAGGGUCAUACAACACUAGUGUCAAGCCAGUACUAUCCAGUUAUACCAACAGUUACCAAUUGGCUAGUAAACCCGGUGAGCAACUGGACGCUUUUGGAGUCGGAAUGCCACCAGUGGGUGAAGUCAUUGAUUUUGAGAAUUUGAUGAAUGAGGAAAACUUUAAUCAAUUUGUCUUUGGUGAGAUUAAUGAAUUGUCGGGGUUUUUUGAUUACGAUUUAAACACUUGA